This is a messenger RNA of Cephus cinctus (wheat stem sawfly), 5688 nucleotides long. Its product is annotated as protein FAM102B. The record is from RefSeq and is a predicted model, not a curated record. The transcript has 11 exons. NCBI's taxonomy places the organism in Eukaryota, Metazoa, Arthropoda, Insecta, Hymenoptera, Cephidae. The coding region runs from base 854 to 2863 and encodes 669 amino acids.
AAAAUUUAAAAGUGAGUUCGUUUGGAAUCCGCCUUUAUGUGCAGUUUCCAGAGGCGUACUACAGAUGGCAGUCGCGUCGACAGUCAAGACGAAAAACGAAGACGCGUCAGUUCUCAGCCGUUCUUCGAGCGCUACGUAUUCGACGACUUCGUACCUGCUUAUAACGCGAGACAAAUUCGCGUCGCGUUCCGGGAACACUUUUUACGUGAAACUCGCGAAUUAUGUUAAAUGCAAGAAAGUGCGAAUGUGGCUAAAGGCACAGGAUCUCAAUAUACGUACACUAAAGAUAAUUUUCACAAGAUUUCGUACGGAAUAUACAAUGACUGCCGCUAUUAGUGUAUACAGUCUAACCGUAAACCAGCUAACGAUGGUGUAUCAUAAAAGGCAGGAGUCCACAAUCAAAAAUGGCCAUUAAAAGAAGAAUUCGCAGAACGUUCCUAGAAGCAGUAUGCCGACCACACCUCGUCAGGAUCUUCCUCAUCCUCUAGAAGUUCAAAGUUCAUAAACCGGGUAAUCAUCAUAAUCAUCAUUGACUUGAUAAUAGCAUUCGGCAAGAAGAAAUCCAAAAAUAAUUGGAUAGUGGAAACCAAUGAAAUUGAUCGUCAUGCCGUGAACGAAGAUACGGAAGAGGCUGUAAAAAAGAAGAGUAAAUUAAACUAGUCCGCUAGUAAACAACGAGCUGGUUUUAACUAUAAUUCUAGUGUCAGUGGGGUAAGUGUGUUAACAGUGUGUCGGGGGAUAAACAAAAGGAGGGUUAGAGCAAGACAAAAAAUUUUUUGUGAAAUUCCGAAGGGCCUUAAAGAAGCUCCCAAGACCGAAGCUCGUCAAAGUGAAGUGCCCGGGGCUACCUGAGAUGGCCUUCAUGAUGAAGAAGAAGAAGUACAAAUUCUCCGUGGAGGUCGGUCUCGAGGAACUAACCGCCGUGCCUUUCGUGAGCGCUGUAUUAUUCGCAAAACUUCGUUUACUCGACGGCGGUUCGUUCGUUGAUCAUUCCACUAGGGAAGAGGUCCAAGAACACACCGUGAGGUGGAACGCAAAAUUCGAGUUUGUCUGCAAGAUGAGUGCCAAUGCUUCGACCGGAGUCCUGGAUCCUUGCAUUUUAAGGAUAUCCGUGAGAAAGGAACUAAAGGGAGGCAGGUCCUUCCAAAAACUCGGCUUUACCGAUCUGAACCUGGCGGAAUUCGCGGGGGCUGGUCUUUGUCGAAGAAGAUGCCUACUGGAAGGAUACGACGCCAGGCAUCGACAGGACAAUUCCAUGCUAAGGGUAGCUAUCAAGAUGAACAUGCUGUCUGGAGAUAUCCUGUUCAAAGUACCAUCGCCCUCGUUGAAGCACACUCAGCUAGCCGUUCCUGGAGUGCCUGGUGUACCUGGUGUCACAGGUGACGAAGUGAUAGGCUCGGAAAGAUGUAGUAAUCGUGACGAUUAUGUAUCUAGUGGUUCCUUGGCCGGAAGUAUAGCUAGUGCCAGCAGCGGUUUUGGAAGUCUUCCGAAAAAGAGGCCUGCCCUCUUUUCCUCCGAACUCUUGAGUGGUACGGAGACUUAUGAUCCUAUGACACUCAGCGAAAUAGUACCUACGUCACUUCCUGUUGAGUGUCUGACCGAAGCGCACACGGAAUCGGGUCAUUCACGCAACAGUAGCAAUACCAGUCAGCUCAGCAAAGGAUCAGGAUACGGAUCCUUGAACUCGCACAGUCAGCACAGUCGGCAGAGCAGUAGCGGCGAUAGUGGACACAUCAGGUCACCCUCUUGGCCGGUAUGGGCACCACGCCUACCAACCCUUCCCUCCCAAAAUCAUCAGCCCAAUCUAACCAAACCCGAAUCCGUAUCAACUAGUACCAACGUAACGAGAACCACAACGAAUAGUAGCAGCAGUGUACCUACCAGUCAAUAUCCCAUGUCGCCACCCUCACCCUCCCUCACCCUGAUGAAUCCACGUAACCGUUUCUGGUCGACCUCCAGUCCCAUAUCCUCGCGUAGGCACGACAUGGGGAAGAUUCGCGAAGCCUCGAGUGCCGCAGCGGUGAACGUGAACAUUGCCGUCGUUAACUGCGCUGAUCUCGCGAAUGGCACUCUUAAAGAGAACAAUAAUCUAUCCAAGGACGAGAUCGAUGGCGGUCCCGCGGAGUUGCGGCACUCGCGCGCUAAUUCAAACCGGGAUGACAAUAAGGGCCAAUCGACGCAGCUCGCGGGUCAGUGGAGACCGAAACUGGGUCACGCGGCCUGGCGCGGUAUUUCCAAAACCUGCGACUGCAUCGAGAAGGGCAAAACCAGUCCCGUUUUGAGACUCGUCGAUCAGGCUAGGGCAGUAUCCUCUCCAGAUCCUCUUCAUAGGCCUGACACUCCCAGAGCCUCGCUUCUCUCCGCGACGGCGGGCCAGACCCUCAGGGGAAUUGGCGGAGGUCAUCGUAAGUUGCUGGAUGGGGCUGGGGGCAAGUUGGCUACCGUUGCAACCAGCCCGGACUCCGAAGAGUCCUCGCUAGGAGUACCUGAAGUCGCACCUGCAACUGCACAGCGCCGAAACAGCAUAACCCCACCAAAUCCCUCCGGAGGAUCAGGACUGAGCGAAACGGGAUCCUUGGACAGGGCGAAGGCUGCUCUUGAGCGCAGAAAAAAGGCAGAGGAUGGUACUGGUAAUACAGUUCUCUGUAGGGUCGAAGUAACCAGGCCGAAUCCCGACUCUCUUAUCGAUGAACUACUCAAGGCUACAAAUCUGGAGCAAUCCGACCUCGAAAGUGCUGAAACAUCGGGAUUACAACUGUUCAUUGGAAAGGAUGGUACGACGGCCCUAGGAAGUCACGAAGUCAAGAGCCAAAUGCCUGCAGGUGUAUUCAAGCAGGUCGUUAUGGAGGAGAAUAACAGGUAACACGAAGUGAACACGUCCAGGCGGCAAUACACACGUCCAGCCGCUGGUACGACAUUCUCUCUGGCUCUGGUACCGGAACUCGUCUAUGAGACCUGCGAGCCCCGGUAGUAACGACGAAGACGAUGCUGAACUAAAGAAAAUGAAGGAACAGUGGCUCCUCCGUUAGUGAAGAGAAACCAGGAGGAAGUGUACGUAGAGCUCAAGGUUUAAGAAAGGCAUCUUCGGGAUCUUCUAAAGGAAGCCGAAAGCUUACUUAUUUUAGAGACACACAAAAAACACACACAAGUUACACGUAGCGAAAAAGAGGUAUAAUGAAAACUAAAAGGCUCGUUAUAACUUAAAUAAGCGACGCAUUGUAUGAGUUAUGGUUAAGCGAGGCUCUGGAGGUUAGGGAGAGUUAGGGAAGAGGAUGGACAAAGAAAGCUUAAUAUAAGAGAGACAUAUUGUGAACGGAGAGAGAGAAAUAAUGUUUAUUUAACGAGUGAGAGAGAGAUAGAGAGAAGGAGAGACACACACACAGAAGACAAGAUGGGGCUUUUUACUCUCUUCCAAUUGUUCGACGGAGCACAAGAUAACCUCAUCAUAGCCUGCCGUGUUACCGCCUUGAGGAGCUUUAGUCAAUACUUAGAGUGGUAUUACGACGAGUACGAAACAAUAAUAGCUGUACUAUAAUGGAUUUGGCUGCGACAAUUGUCGUUCGAGUCCGUAAGUGUUAACUAAUAUAUUCAAGAGAGAAUAAUGCUGCGCUUGCACCAACGCUUACCUCCUUACACGUUGUCUUUGCGAUUCGGCUCGAUUCUUUGAUCUUCGUGUCGUCCCCGUCUCGUUUUGAUUCCUAACACUCGGAAUCAGUGACUACAAUAUUAGAUACGAAUAACCGAGACUAUAUUUGUUGCUGUGUCUGAUCAUCUUCAUCAAUGCUACCGGAGCUUUUUCUCAAGACUAUCUUUCCGACGGUUGGUGCAAUCCAGCUAUUCUUUAGCAAUUUGUAUAUACAGCGUAGUGAUUGUUACGUAGUUAAAUAGCUGGUGUUCUAUAAAAAUGCGAGUUCUACGUAUUACGGCGAAUACACUAUACUGCUCUGUCGAUUACGAUUAUAUAUUGUGGAGGCUGAUUGUGUGAGAGGGAUGCGUGACUGAAAUAUGUAUGCGUGCGUGCGUGGGUGGUGCGCGAAUCCAACCCCUGUUCGCCCUGUAUUAGAAACAAGAAAUGAAAACUCUAUGAAAAAGACAAGAAACUAUUUAAAGUGUCAACCACUUCGUGGAAAAAUAUUACAAACGUGCUUUGUACGUACAGGACGAGCCACGAAUCACACGCCAUGUCAGUGAAUAACGUGGCCGAUGCACCUUUCAAUUAAAGACGCAGUAUAGUUCGUGUUGGCGCAGAUAGGAUUUUAUUUUCUGCUAUAGCUUGUCAUUUGCGAAUGCUAUUAUUAUAGAUCAGUAUUAUAGGAUAUUUAAAUAGUGACUCUUGACUGAUAACGAAGAAUAAAGAUUAAUUGGCGCUCUUGUGUAAAAUCAAGCGUUAAUAUUCCAUACAGGUAUAACAAUCAUUAUGUAUGUCGGACUGUGGCUGGUGAUUUUUGGUACAUCCUGUAUUGUGCAUCAUCGUGCAACCAUGCGCCGACCUUCCAAACCAUACCUGAGUGCCAUUAUUUCGCCGGUCAUUUAUCACCUUUCUGGAUAAAACAACAAUAGCAAGAAAUUAUGAAGAAAUAAGACGAAGAUGGAAUUGACGCACUAGGAAUUAUGAGCCCCUCACGGGAUAACCUUGUUUACUAUAUAUUUGUUUUAUUUUCAAGGGUUGAGGGUUCGCCGGAUUCUUGGCUUCUUUCUUUUUCUUUUUGUUUGUGACUGACGAUCCCCGUGCUGUAUUUUAUGACGGCGUGAAUAGGCGAACGGUUCUAUUUUCACUUGUCGGAGAAAAUAAACAACAGUAUUGUUAAACCGAUUUUUGAAGAAAAAAGGCUAGGAUCUUUCAUUUCUCUCGCCCUAAUUUAUUGAAAGGAGAUACAGGGAGAAUGGGCAAGUAUAUAUGUCACCGCACGGCCUUCCUGUACGCUUAAUGAGUUACAGUACUACAAUAUUGCAUUAUCAAAGCUGCGCGGAAGUUAAAUACACAGACAUACCGUGUAUGCACGGAUUUUGUGAAAGAAUGUCACGGUAAAGUUGCGAUGACUAUCGUCAUCUGCUUUAAAUUAUUUUUACAAUAAUAUCCGUGCGUUUUUCUUUGUUUAUGACGCGAGGGUUGAUAUUGUCGUUAAUUAAAACCAGUGGACGUUUUCGAAUGAGAAUUAAUUUAUUUAGGAAUUAUAUUAAGACAACAACAGCAACAAGGUAAAUGCCUGGGAGUAUACGGAGCGAUUCCUCUUUUGUAUAUAAAAUUAUAUAUAUAUUUUUCCUUUAUUGCUGCGGUACCUAAUGGGUGUCUAUGCCGUGCAAUGGUUGUCUUAUCGAUUAGUAAAGUAAGGCGAUUUCGAACGAAAUUAAAUGAUAAGAUAGAUUAAAGUAAAAAAUUCUGUGUGAUCCCCCCUAAACAAAUCUGCGUAUACCCAUUGCACGGAGCAGUCUUUUGUUCAUUUGACACGAGACAAAUAUUAAUUGUUGUGAUAUUUUACAAUAUUGUAAUAAUACCCAUUAUUACUGUAUUACUCGAUUGUAUUAUAUAAUAUUAUUAAUUUAAGUUUAAUACACUAUGGCCCAAUGCGUGCCCAUCGCGGCCCUUGUUGGAUCCACUUCUAUUAUUUACCGUUGUUGACACUCCGUAUAUCUAACUAUGCAAAAGGAGAACUUCCAUGUGCUGAUAAUAACACCAUGAAAAUCAGA